CGCUGUCCGCCUGCUGUUUCCCCGCUGCUCGCUGCUGCUGCUGCCGCUGCCGCCGCCUGCCCUCAUUUCCAAUGCAGCAGCGACCAUGACAGGCAUCGCCGCUGCUUCUUUCUUUUCCAACGCUUGCAGGUUCGGGGGCUGCGGACUUCACUUCGACACUCUGGCCGAGCUCAUCGUGCAUAUCGAGGAUAACCACAUCGACACAGACCCCCGUCUGCUGGAGAAGCAGGAGCAGCAGCAGCCUACAUAUGUUGCCCUCAGCUACAUCAACAGGUUCAUGACAGAUGCUGCACGGCGAGAGCACGAGACUCUGAAGAAGAAGGUGCAGCCCAAAUUGUCUCUGUCUCUGACAGGCAAUCUGUCUCGCAGCAGUGUUUCCACUCCGCCUCGCCAUACCAGUGGAAACCUCACCCCUCCAGUUACCCCACCCAUCACCCCUUCCUCUUCCUUCCGUAGCAGCACGCCCACAGGUAGUGAGUGUGAUGAAGAGGAGGUAGACUUUGAGGAGUCAGACAGUGAUGAGUCGUGGACCACAGAGAGCGCCAUCAGCUCUGAGUCCAUCCUCAGCUCCAUGUGCAUGAACGGAGGAGACGAGAAGCCAUUUGCCUGUCCUGUCCCAGGCUGUAAAAAGAGAUACAAGAAUGUGAACGGGAUCAAGUAUCAUGCCAAGAACGGCCACCGAACCCAAAUAAGGGUGCGCAAACCCUUCAAGUGCCGGUGUGGGAAGAGCUACAAAACAUCUCAGGGUCUCCGCCACCACACCAUCAACUUCCACCCACCCAUCUCUACUGACAUCAUCCGCAAGAUGCAGCAGUAGAGAUGGAGUGAGCAACCAGCACUCUCCUUUAGGACAUUCCCCAAUCAUCUGAACUCCACCGUCACCAGCAAAGGCUGUUUCUUCUCCCACAUUGUUCCUUUCAUCUUCCAACCCCUGUCCUUCUCUUUCUCUUUCUCUUAUCCCACUAUGCUAUGACACUAUUUUUUCAUAUUUUGCAUGUUAUAAAUGUUUUAUUAUUCGUGCUUAAUUUUUAUUCAGAAUUUUAAAUCUUUAUUAUGUAGUUCACAGUUUUGUAUUUUGCACAUUCAAGCUAUCAUAUCUAUUUGAAUUUAUUUUUUGACACAUGGUGCUCGUUGGUGAUGACAGCAUGUCGUAGAGUAGAGAAUGGUCCACACCAAGGUAGCCUAGCAUGUAGGACGUCCUGCUUUAAAGGCAGUGUGAAGUCAGACGAAACUGAGGAAAGAUUUGGAUGUUUUAUUUGAGGAAGGAGGCACCGUUACCAUGGCUGUAAUACAAUGUCUCAUUUAAGUGCUUAAAUGCGACAGAGGCAAACAAACAAACAAAAAAAAAGUGUGUUACAUCAGAAAUCCAACCUGAAACAAUAUGUACAUGUUUGAUUCUUAAUCAGAUUUAAUGUUAAUAAUCAGUUUUUGGAAUUUUCCUUUCAUAUCACAAAUAUUCCAAACCUUUUUUUUUCUCAUUUGUUUUACUGCAAACACGUGUGUGUGAGCACCAAAGGAUGAUCUCAGGUGAUGUUUGCAAGCAUUUCAGCACCACAAUCCUGCCCAAGUGUUCUGACCCAAGGAUCAUGGGAACUCAGGGUUCCUAAUGCUCCCGGUCACUUUCCUGAAGACUUAAGCAGUUCUCCUUGCUACUUUACAAGUGAGGAAUUGAAGCACUUUUUGUAACAAGUUGCCAACAAAUAAACAUUUUAGUCAAUAUCUCGUUUCCGGUGUAUGUACAGUAGCUGCCGAAACGAGGCAAAAGGCCUUCAGAGCAGAAAGUUUGCAAGUUCUACAUUGCACCAAGGGAAGAUGUACACCAAACCUCCAGUGUUUCCAGUAUUGUUAUAUUUCUGUAUGUAGUUGCCUUGAAUUGUAAACCAUUCCAAUCAGUACAGAUCUUUCUAUGGCUUUAUUUUGACAAGUGCAGACAAAGUCAGCCGAAUACAGACAUUAUUCCCCGGGUCAUGUGAAUCUAUGUGAUUGUCCUUGUCAUGGAUAAAAGAAAAAAGGGGGCUUGUAAGCAUUCUCACAGUUGUGCUGUUAGGCUGUAAGAGACACACUUCGGCUCCUGCUGUGCCAUAACAAUGUAAUGUCAGUUGAGCAAACGUUGAAUCAUUAAUAAUGAACCGCAGAAUCUCAAGUUGCCACCAGACAGCUGAUUUAUCAACAGUGAGCCAUUAAAUAACAUCUUCACUGCAUGGAUGUUAGUGUUAAGGAACUACAAACCAAUUGAGAAUUGUGACAGUAUUGUACUGCCAGUAUGGAGGUGAAGUCUUUGAUAUAGUGUACAGUGAAUGUAUUGUUAUGUGUUAAGUGCAUUAAAUUAUAUUUUCAUAUGUUUCUGGAAAUAAAAAAAGAAUCAAACAAUACUUUAAUGUGUAUGAGGUAGAGGCAAAACCAGAGGUUGUUUGGAGAAACUCAUGGUGAUGUACUGUAUUUCUUCAAAAAAGCUGCUUCAUGUAAACUUUUGUUACAUUUAGAAUAAAAAUUCCUCUGAUGUGUGCCUAAAGA
This is a messenger RNA of Thunnus maccoyii (southern bluefin tuna), 2514 nucleotides long. RefSeq names its product JAZF zinc finger 1b (gene jazf1b). The record is from RefSeq and is a predicted model, not a curated record. Bases 86 to 817 code for a protein of 243 amino acids. The transcript has 5 exons. Gene Ontology annotation, cellular component: nucleus. Lineage: Eukaryota; Metazoa; Chordata; Actinopteri; Scombriformes; Scombridae.